GCUGCCAAAAACGAAAACACCAGAAAAGAUGACUCUGCCCGAGUUCUUCGGCUGCACUUUUAUUGCAUUUGGUCCUCCAUUCGCGCUGUUCGUCUUCACCAUCGCCAAUGAUCCGGUGCGCAUCAUCAUACUUAUUGCAGCGGCAUUUUUCUGGCUGCUGUCCCUGUUGCUCUCGUCGCUGCUGUGGUUUGCCAUGAUUCCGCUGCGCGAUGUCCUGGCAUUCGGGGUGUUCUUCUCGGUGGUCUUUCAGGAAUGCUUCCGGUAUAUCAUUUAUCGCAUUUUACGCAGCACGGAACAGGGCUUGCAAGCCGUGGCCGAGGACACCAGAGUGACGGACAACAAGCAUAUUCUGUCGUAUGUCUCCGGCCUAGGAUUCGGAAUCAUAUCCGGAAUGUUUGCGCUGGUCAAUGUUCUGGCUGAUAUGAGCGGACCCGGAACCAUGGGCCUCCAGAGUGGCACUGAGUUAUUCUUUGUCACCUCAGCAGCUCAGGCACUGUCCAUCAUACUGCUGCACACCUUCUGGAGCGUGAUCUUUUUCAACGCCUGCGACACGAACAACUAUCUGCACAUUGCCUACGUAGUGGGCAGCCAUCUGUUCGUAUCUCUCCUGACCCUCCUCAAUGCCAGUGAGUUAUACACGGCUACUUUGCUGACCAACUAUAUAAUCACCAUUCUCACGGGACUUCUGGCAUUCCGAGUGGCGGGCGGAACCUCGCGCAGUUUCAAGAAAUUCGUAACAUGCCAAUGAACAAAAUUUUAGUAUUAACCACUUAGAUGUUAGUGUCUGGAUAUUUAUAAUUGAACAAUAAUCGCUUUGCCCGACUUUUGAAUAAACUAAAAACUAGAUGAGAGAA
Messenger RNA from Drosophila pseudoobscura, 854 nucleotides. It is a transcript of the gene aph-1, whose product is annotated as gamma-secretase subunit Aph-1. The record is from RefSeq and is a predicted model, not a curated record. Gene Ontology annotation, biological process: protein processing; Notch signaling pathway; Notch receptor processing. Gene Ontology annotation, molecular function: protein-macromolecule adaptor activity. Bases 29 to 748 code for a protein of 239 amino acids. The transcript has 2 exons. Gene Ontology annotation, cellular component: gamma-secretase complex; endoplasmic reticulum; membrane. Lineage: Eukaryota; Metazoa; Arthropoda; Insecta; Diptera; Drosophilidae.